Molecule: messenger RNA, 466 nt
Organism: Paramuricea clavata
Lineage: Eukaryota; Metazoa; Cnidaria; Anthozoa; Malacalcyonacea; Plexauridae
Source: the annotation of a GenBank genome assembly
AUGAAGAGGAAUUACUUUCAUGGAAAGUCUGCACCUUUACCGCCUGAUCCUGGCGUUUUUGCAAAAGGAGUCAACAAUUUAUUCUCGGAUUUGGAGGGAACGAGUCGAGGUCCUCGACAAGUUCUAUCAGUGCGUUGUGGCAUCUCGAAUGCCAGAAAGCUGGUUUUCGUUGGGCCCAAGAUUUUGAUUCAUGAACAAAAUAUCAAGUUAAUUGAGCAAGAAGAACGAUGGUACGAGGACAUGUCAGGUAAAUAUUUCCAUGGUACUAUUCACACAUAUUUACUUUCUCUAAUCGCCUGGUGGAUUGAAGUAUUUAUCUAUUUUUCUAUAUGAAUAUAUUAGCAAUUUAGCACUGAAAUUUCUGAUAAUAGUGUACACAUGUAUUUUGUACAGUUGCUUAACUUGUGCAGUUAAUCUGAUUUGGCACAUGAAAUGUUCGUCAUCUAAACCUGGCCUUGAAAUUUAA